Molecule: messenger RNA, 5915 nt
Organism: Propithecus coquereli (Coquerel's sifaka)
Lineage: Eukaryota; Metazoa; Chordata; Mammalia; Primates; Indriidae
Gene: TECPR2
Product: tectonin beta-propeller repeat containing 2
Exons: 19
Coding region: 13-4266 (1417 amino acids)
Molecular function (GO): protein binding
Source: RefSeq, a predicted model, not a curated record
GAAAGUGUGGCCAUGGCAUCCGUAUCAGCGCCUGUUACAUUCAGAGAGUUCUGCCCAUUGUACUAUCUCCUCAAUGCCAUUCCCACGAAGAUCCAGAAGGGUUUCCGCUCGAUGGUGGUCUACCUCACAGCCCUCGACACCAAUGGGGACUACAUCGCGGUGGGCAGCAGCAUCGGCAUGCUCUAUCUGUACUGCCGGCACUUCAACCGCAUGAGGAAGUACAACUUUGAGGGGAGAACAGAGCCCAUCACUGUGGUGAAGCUGCUAAGCUGCUUCGAUGACCUUGUGGCAGCAGGUACAGCCUCGGGCAGGGUCGCAGUGUUUCAGCUUGUGUCCUCCUUGCCAGGGAGAAAUAAGCAGCUUCGGAGGUUUGAUGUCACUGGUAUUCACAAAAAUAGCAUUACAGCUCUGGCUUGGAGCCCCAAUGGAAUGAAAUUGUUCUCUGGAGAUGACAAAGGGAAAAUUGUUUAUUCUUCUCUGGAUCUCGACCAGGGCGUCUGCAGCUCCCACUUGGUGUUAGAGGAGCCUUCGUCCAUCGUGCAGCUGGAUUAUAGCCAGAAAGUGCUGCUCGUCUCUACUUUGCAGAGAAGUCUGCUUUUUUACACUGAAGAAAAAUCUGUCAAGCAAAUUGGAACACAACCAAGGAAAAGUACUGGGAAAUUUGGUGCUUGUUUUAUACCAGGACUCUGUAAGCAAAGCGAUCUAACCUUGUACGCAUCACGGCCUGGUCUCCGUCUAUGGAAGGCUGAUGUCCGUGGAACUGUUCAAGCCACAUUUAUCCUAAAAGAUGUUUUUGCCGGAGGAAUCAAACCUUUUGAACUAUACCCGCGUUUGGAACCCUCAGACAGAGGAGGUUGCAGCUUGCCUGAGAAGCACCUGGGGCUGGUUUCCUGUUUCUUUCAAGAAGGCUGGGUAUUGAGUUGGAAUGAAUAUAGCAUCUACCUCCUAGACACCGUCAACCAGGCCACAAUUGCUGGUUUGGAAGGAGCAGGUGAUAUUGUGUCUGUUUCCUGCACAGAAAAUGAAAUAUUUUUCUUGAAGGGAGAUAGGAACAUUAUAAGAAUUUCGAGCAGGCCUGAAGGAUUAACGUCAAUAGCGAGAGAUGGCUUGGAGAUGUCAGGAUGUUCAAAUCAAGUCCACAUGCAGCGUGUGGAGAAGCUGCCAGGGGCCACAGUUUCUGAGACAAGGCUCAGAGGCUCUUCCGUGACCAACUCGGUGCCCAGCGAGCCAAGGAGCAGGAGCAGCUCGCUCAACUCCACCGACAGCAGCUCCGGGCUCCUGCUGCCUGGGCUCCAGGCAGCCCCUGAGUCAGGCAAGGGCAGCCAGCCCUCCUUGCAGAGAUUCAGCGUCAUUAGCUCUGAAGACUUUGAUCAGGAGCUUGUUGUGAAACCUAUCAAAGUGAAAAAGAAGAAGAAAAAGAAGACAGAAGGUGGAAGCAGGAGCACCUGUCACAGUUCCCUCGAAUCAACUCCCUGCUCCGAGUUUCCUGGUGACAGUCCCCAGUCCUUGAACACAGACCUGCUAUCCAUGACCUCAAGCGUUCUGGGCAGUAGCAUGGACCAGCUGAGCACAGAGUCUCCCGACCAGGAAAGCAACCUCAGUGGCGAGGUGAAUGGAGUCUUGCAGGAAAAUAUUGACCCUGAAACAUUUAGUGUCCUGGCGGUACCUGACCCUGCUCCUGACUUACUGGAUGAAGAGGAUCACGUUAGAAUUGAAAUUCCACGCUGUAACCACACACAUGAGCUGGAGCCGCUCGAUGGAAUGUUGAGUUUACCCUUGCUCCCUAGGGGAGAUGUGGAAGGUAGUGAUGUUACAGGACUGGAAGAGGAGCCUUGUCCUUCGGAUGACGGACCAAAUAGCAACCAGUUACCUUUCCAAGAACAGGACCACUCUGCCCAGGCACACGAGGGGGAGGACUUGGAGCCCAGUGACCCCCAAAACACUUUUUCAGAAGCCCCCCUCCUAGACUCACUCAUGGUGCCUUCCAGCCUCAGCUGGGUCCCAGGUCCUGAGCAGAGGCUGCCUGGGACCAGAGCUGACAAAGGCAGCACCGAGGAGCCCAGCCAAGAGCAGGAUAUCCUAACCGAAGUGGGGGCCCCUGGCCACCUCAGCUCAAACCCCUGGCAUACUCUCACUGACAGUGACACGGGUCAGAAAGAAACGUCCACUUCUGAAUGUGACUUGGGGAGAGUGGGAGGACAGUUGACUCCAAUCUCUGCAUUGGCGGCCAGCACCCAUGAGCCUUGGCUUGAGCACCCCUCACGGGAUCAGGUGUUGACAUCCAGUGACGAGGAGGACAUCUACGCCCAUGGGCUUCCUUCUUCAGCCUCAGAGACGAGUGUGACAGAGCUCGGAGCUAGUCGCUCCCCACAGGACCUGAGCCAGCCAGGUGCAGGUGACACAGGGCUGCUCAAGUCAGAUCAGUUUGCAGAAAGCUGGAUGGGCUACUCGGGUCCCGGCUAUGGCAUACUCAGCUUGGCGGUCUCCGAGAAGUAUAUUUGGUGCCUGGACUACAAAGGUGGCCUGUUCUGCAGUGCACUGCCGUGCGCUGGGCUGCGCUGGCAGAAGUUUGAAGAUGCCGUCCAGCAGGUGGCAGUCUCACCUUCAGGAGCCCUUCUCUGGAAGAUCGAACAGAAAUCUAACCGAGCUUUUGCAUGUGGAAAGGUCACCAUCAAGGGGAAGCGGCACUGGUACGAAGCCCUGCCCCAGGCAGUGUUUGUGGCCCUGAGUGACGACACGGCCUGGAUCAUCAGGACGAGCGGGGACCUGUACCUGCAAACAGGUCUCAGCGUGGAUCGCCCCUGCGCCAGGGCCGUAAAGGUUGACUGUCCCUACCCGCUGUCCCAGAUCACAGCCCGAAACAGCGUGGUGUGGGCGCUGACGGAGCAGAGGGCCCUCCUGUACCGGGAGGGCGUGAGCAGCUUCUGCCCAGAAGGGGAGCAGUGGAAGUGUGACAUCGUCAGUGAAAGGCAAGCAUUAGAGCCUGUCUGCAUAACUCUUGGGGAUCAGCAGACUCUCUGGGCCCUGGACAUCCACGGAAACCUGUGGUUCAGAACUGGCAUUGUUUCCAAGAAGCCCCAAGGAGAUGACGACCACUGGUGGCAAGUGAGCAUCACAGACUAUGUGGUGUUCGACCAGUGCAGCUUAUUCCAGACAAUAAUCCACGCCACACACUCAGUGGCCACAGCAGCCCAAGCGCCUGUAGAAAAGGUAGCGGAUAAACUGCGCAUGGCAUUCUGGUCUCAGCAGCUUCAGUGCCAGCCGAGCCUUCUAGGAGUCAAUAACAGCGGUGUCUGGAUCUCCUCGGGCAAGAAUGAAUUCCAUGUCGCUAAAGGAAGUCUCCUAGGCACUUACUGGAAUAAUGUUGUUCCCCGUGGGACAGCUUCUGCUACAAAAUGGGCCUUCGUCUUGGCUUCUGCUGCUCCUACGAAGGAAGGAAGCUCCUUGUGGCUGUGCCAGAGCAGCAAGGACCUGUGCAGCGUCAGUGCCCAGAGCGCGCAGUCCCGCCCCUCCACGGUGCAGCUGCCUCCCGACACGGAGAUGAGGGCCUAUGCCGCCUGCCAGGACGCGCUGUGGGCCUUGGACAGCCUCGGCCAGGUGUUUAUCAGGACGCUAUCCAAGAGCUGCCCCACGGGCAUGCACUGGACCCGGCUGGACCUUUCCCAACUAGGAGCCGUAAGACUGACGAGCUUGGCAUGUGGAAAUCAGCACAUCUGGGCCUGUGAUUCCAGGGGUGGCGUUUACUUCCGUGUAGGAACCCAGCCUCUAAAUCCCAGUCUGAUGCUUCCUGCCUGGAUAAUGAUUGAGCCACCUGUGCAGCCCGCCGGGGUCACCUUGGUCAGUGUCCAUUCCAGCCCCAACGACCAGAUGCUGUGGGCGCUCGACAGCCGGUGGAACGUGCACGUUCGGGCUGGGAUCACCGAGGAGAUGCCUGUGGGGACCGACUGGGAGCACGUGCCAGGGUUGCAGGCCUGCCAGCUGGCGCUGAGCACCAGAACCGUGUGGGCCCGCUGUCCAAACGGCGAUCUCGCGCGGCGGUAUGGCAUCACAGACAAAAACCCUGCUGGGGACUACUGGAAGAAAAUUCCUGGAAACGUGUCGUGCUUCACAGUGACUGCAUCAGACGAGCUGUGGGCAGUGGGCCCCCCCGGCUACCUCCUCCAGCGGCUGACAAAGACGUUCAGCCACUUGCACGUGGCCCCGAAGAGCAGCCAGGCCACCACCCCCCACCCCGAGGACCUGGAGGACGAAUGGGAGGUCAUCUGAAGGAGCCCCAGGGGCAGGAGGCAGCCGGGCUCCAGUAGUGGACCCUGUGAGUUUCUGAGACACUCCCUGGUGGACAUGCCACAUCGGCCCUUGUCCAGACACCUCUGGCCAGGUUGGACACCAAGUACUUGCUUUCAUCCACGUUUGUUUCUGUCUCCUUCCAAAAGGCACAGCCUCCGCCAACGACUGGACCUGUUGCUGCAGCAGCACCUUUGAACUCUUGCCAGGGUUGUCUGCGGGGGUUGGGGGACAGCAGCCGCUGCCCGGUUGCAUGCACUGCCGUUACCCAUGUGCUGCAGUCCUGUUCUCUCCAACAAACAACUCCAGGUUCCCUUGGCGGGAGGUGACUCCAGAAGCCUCCCAUGGGCAGGAUGAGCCAGAGCCAGGAGUGGGGGACACACCUGAGGGGUCGGUCCAGGGACUGUUUCCACAUUCAUGGCCCCAGGGCUAAACGGAGUGAAAGUCAGCACCCUCUAGCCCCCGAUGUGCUCAGUGGUCGCUUUGUCUCUGUCACGGGGCCCCCCCAAGAUGCAGGUUCCAGGGCACAUCCCACACCAGACACUGCAGAUGGGAAACCAGGGCCAGGUUUGAGGUGGGGCACUGGCUGUGCCAGGAUGGAGAACACACACAGGCACACACUUGCCACACUACGCCACACCCUCGCCACCCACGCAUAGGGCAAGCUGCUCGCCUCCUGGAGAACACGCUUCAGCCAAAACAAUAAAGGCCAGUGGAUGCGGAGACGGCACAGCAGGGCGCUGGGCAGACGUGGGGAGCUUAGCCACGGUAGCUACCGUAGAAAUGUCUUGGUGGUGACAUUUAAUGCUGCUGGCAGAUAUCAUAAAACCAGACACAUCCUCAGAGGAUGAAUCUACUAAUGAUUGCCUUUUUUGUUUGUUGUAUUACAAACCUGCAUAAGAUACCUCAUUUGAAAUCAAAUCUUACAAAUUUAGAAGAGAAAUGUAUUUUCUGAAAACAGUGGAAGGCCUUUUGCCCCUUCCCGUGAUUCAUCCUGAGCCUGAACCGCCCUUGCCUGCAGCUUCAGAGGGGUGGGUGUGCCCAGCCUGUCCCUUGCAGGGUGGUCACGGGACCUGCCAGCUGGCUCCGGGAGGCAGCCUGGACCUUCAGCGGACGUUUGGGGUGACACUCCCAGCAGGGUGAAACCAGGGCCUGUGGUGGACGGUGGCGGUGGCCCAUCAGCCUCGGUCCUUGGGGUCCCGGGCAGCACCCACUCUGCCCACUGGCAUCUGGGCUUCUGGACGAGGCCACCCAAGCCCACCGCUCUUCCCUCCUGACGCAGCUUCCCGGCAGGGCUCCAGGCUGGCUGCUUUUCUUAGUCUGCCCCUGGCCCAGGCCCAGUUACUUGAUGCCUGUGUUUUACAAAGCGAGAGUGGCAGGGACCCCUCCGGCCAGGUGGAGAGCAAUAGAACACGUUCUCUGACAGGACCCAGCCAGCCACCAAGAUGGAGGUGUUCCAGGUCUAAAUGAGGACAAGAUGCUGAAAUCCCAGAUCUUACUUCACACUUCACUUUUAUAGAGCCCUUUUUUAAAAGUUUGGUGACAGCAGAGGCUGCCCCAGGCUGGGCUGCUGUCUCCCGUGUCUGUCGUGCCUUGCCCGGCUCCUCACGAAUGGCAACGCUCUCCUCCAC